AACAGGUGAAUUUCCCAGAUAACAUAAUAUCAUUGAAGAUCCGUCCUAUAUCAUGCAUCAUCAUGAUGUCAUCAUCUUCGUUACUUGAAGGAUGGACGUUAUCAGACAUGGUGUGGUUGAACUCAAUUCAAAUCUAAAAAUGUCUUGAUUUGACCGCCUCUGAAAAACCUCACGAAUUGUCGAUGUGACGCACCAAUCAUCUUCAGACAGUUUGACCUUCAAGUGCUCGCAGCCUCCUUCAGUGGACAAUACCCCUGAAGCGUUGCCCAAUUUGUGUUGUGUUGGUUUUGGUGAACAUUUACAAUGUCUGGGCUCCGCGUCGCUGAAAUAUCUGAAGAUACUGCAGAUAACCUAAAAAACUUCAAAUUUCGAAAAUCCCAGAACACAGUUGCCCUCAUAUUGAAAAUUGAUAAAGAAGCUUUGACAAUCGAACCAGAGCAAAUACUUGAAGAUAUUACACUUAAAAAUCUCAAAGAUUCUUUACCGUACCAUCAACCAAGAUAUAUUCUUCUAAGUUACCGUUAUGAAAAGGAGGAUGGUCGGGUAACAUUUCCAUACUGUCUAUUAUUUUCAACUCCAAUGGGUUCUGCUACAAACCUAAAGAUGAUGUAUACCACAAGUCUUACAAAUCUGAUGCAUAAAAGCGGAGUAACGAAGGUUUUUGAACUCAGAGACCUGGAAGAACUUUCGGAUGAAUGGUUAAGAGAAAACCUGGAUCGCACGGCUUGAGCUAAUAAAUUAACCUUCCUUGGUUGUUUAGAUCCAAUUUUGUUAAUUUUUUUUACAUAAAUUAAAGUCCAUGUUAUAUUC
Molecule: messenger RNA, 810 nt
Organism: Schistosoma spindalis
Lineage: Eukaryota; Metazoa; Platyhelminthes; Trematoda; Strigeidida; Schistosomatidae
Source: the annotation of a GenBank genome assembly